AUGUGGCUUCGACGUUAUGUUGAAGGUCAGGUGGAUAGGACACACAAGCUUCUGUCCCCCAGGUACCUUCUUCUGAUCCAAUUUGUGUGGGUGAUUCCGUAUUUAUUGGUGAGUUCAUAGAGAGGUCUUGCAAGGUGAGGCUAGCGGAUGAUUUACUUACUGAUUGAGGCUUCUCAUUAUUGCGCGAUGAGAUUAUUUCAAUUAUAGAAACUGCAUUUAACCAAUUUUUUUAGUGUUCUAACUAUUUGGAGCGAUCCCUUCUUCCCUUUCGUCUUGUGUGUUAUACUGAACCACAGUUUUUGGAAGUCCAGAGGCCAGUCCGAGAAGAUCGUCAAGAAUGUAUCAAGUAUUUUUUCCCUGAAAGAAUCGCUGAUCCUGGUUGUAAUUUCAAUCUGAAAGUAGAGCAUUUAUUAAAGCCACCGAAGACAAAAUUGGAAAACCUGGAGAGGGUGAUGGUCAUCAGGACGGCCCCCUCGGCUCAUGCUUACCGCAAUUAUAUCAGAGAGACUUGGAAACCACUGGUCGAACAGUGGAUGCCCGUCAUCUUUGUUAGUGGGACUGACAGAAAUGACAUGUCCUUGGAGCAUGAACAACAUGGAGAUAUUUUGCAGUUCAACUUUGUCGACUCUUAUCAGAAUCUGACUAUGAAAAUGAUGUCCAUCUACAGGUUCGUGCUGGAAGAGACUUCGGCCGAACAGAUUGUUGUCAUAAAUGAUGACACAAUUGUGAAUGCGACCUCUUUGAUGACGGUUUGUGAUGAGCAGAUGUUCAAUUCGGAUUCAAUCCAAGGAUAUAUCCUAGGGAAAGUGUCUCGAGGGUACCCUCGACUCUUCUUCCCAUGGUUGCCUUGGUAUGUUUCUUCAGAGACAUACCCACACAAGUGUUAUCCCCCAUUUGUUCAGGUGAGUUUGUCCAUUUUAUGUUAUCGUUUGUCUUCAGGGUUCAAGUUUUGUGAUCUCAAGGCCUGCUGCCGCCUCCAUUCUCAAUCAUAUUUGUGAAUUCCCCUUCGUUCAUCUUGAUGACAUCAUGAUGGGCAUUGUUUCCAAUUGUUUGAACAUCAGGAACGUUCACCGGGACGGGUUCGACCAACAUUACUUAGAACGAUUUACAGUUUUCCAUUAUCAGUAUUCCCGUUACAGUACUCAGGAAAUGAGAGAUUCAUUCUCACGAAUAAAACACGACUUGUAUUCUGUGUGA
Messenger RNA from Bursaphelenchus xylophilus (pine wood nematode), 1197 nucleotides. The record is from the annotation of a GenBank genome assembly. NCBI's taxonomy places the organism in Eukaryota, Metazoa, Nematoda, Chromadorea, Rhabditida, Aphelenchoididae.